ACACACACUUACAUGGUGCUAGCACUACAAAGCUUGACCUAGCACUGAAAUGAAGGAUGUAGUCUUUCUUAGCUCUCAUAACAAACGGAGAACAGAAAUAUGAUGUGACGAUGUUUGAUUUUAACUUUUGAAUAAAAAAAAGAGCAUCGGAAGUGUUACACCGUUUUCAGCAACAUCAGAGAAAGAAAACUAGACAAAUGGAGGCCAGCGCAAUAUCUCCAAAUACCCCUAAUUUCAUUGUAGAAGAUGCGUUGACGUCCCAGGUGCAAGAGAUCAUCGAUGGGAUCAAUCUCGAGGCCUCUAAGGUCCCGGAGGAGCCUGAGGAACAAGAUGUGUGGUCACUAGAAGAGGGAGACGACUCUGUGUUCUACAGCGACGAGGAACAGCCUCAUCCGGAGGGAAAAGAUAACACACCGUGGGAGUUUGGUUCCAGCAAGUGCAAAAAACUUUACUGCAGUGUGGCAUCUGCUGAACCGCAGCAGGAGGAGGACAAUCCUGGAGCAGAAGUCAUUACUGACAAAGAAAAUUCAGAGAUGGAGAAGGAAACAACCCAGCAGGGAAUCUGGACUGAAGAGGAAUGCCAAAUGCCGCAGGCAGCAAAAACUGAACAAAUGUACGCGUCAGACCAUGGAGAAGGAGGUGCAGAGUCUGAUCUAACUCCUAUAAACUCUGUGAGAGCUUGUGGUGAAUUUCUGCAACCCAACUGCAGUAUGGCAGACCUGCAAACACAACCUGAGCUAAACACACCAUCAGAAAAAGUGAAGAGACGAGUUGAGGGUGAGGAGGGGACGCUAGAGGCUCAGACGGCCUUUGAUGCGUUUUAUAAGGAGAGCUGCACAGGACUGAAGAGGGAAGAUGUGCCAAAACAGCUUUCUAGCACUGACCUCCAGAUAUCGGGCGACAGGCCGCUUGAGGUGAACCGAGAAACCGAACACAACUUUCACAUCCAGGCUGGCUUUCAUCAAAACACCAGUCCAGGUUACUCCACCCUGCCUCUGAUGAAAAGCACAGACGUCCAGAAAUCCUUCAACCACCUCACCUCCUCCAAGUACAGCACAGUGUCCUACCGCAAGAUCCGCAGAGGAAACACACGCCAGAAGGUAGAGGAUUUUGAGCACAUGAUAAUGAAUCUGUAAGACUUUGGUUCCCGUCUUUAGGGACACCGCCAGAACACUUAAUAUGAUGCACAGUUUACACAUUUCAUCUAAAAUCUCUGAA
Mugil cephalus (flathead mullet) is the source of this 1218-nucleotide messenger RNA. RefSeq names its product ermin-like. The transcript is spliced from 2 exons. NCBI's taxonomy places the organism in Eukaryota, Metazoa, Chordata, Actinopteri, Mugiliformes, Mugilidae. The record is from RefSeq and is a predicted model, not a curated record. Gene Ontology annotation, molecular function: actin filament binding. The coding region runs from base 198 to 1136 and encodes 312 amino acids. Gene Ontology annotation, biological process: regulation of cell shape; actin filament organization.